AUUCUAACUGCGCAUGCGCGGAUCCCGGAGCACGGCGAUCGGUGGUGCGCUGUGUCCCUCAGACACAGCGGAUCACCAAUCCACAGAAAGAGCCGAAGAUGUCGGCUCGGUCAUGUGAUCAGCUGUGUCCAAUCACAGCUGAUCACAUGGGACAUGUACACAGAUCAUCAGAGCACUGAUGAUCAGUCAGCGCCACCUGUCAGUGUCCAUCAGUGCCAGCUCUCAGUGCUCAUCCAUGCCACCUGCCAGUGCCCAUCAGUGCCACAUCAAUGCCACAUAUCAGUGCCCAUCUGAGCUGCCUUUCAGUGUCACCCAUCAGUGCCAGUCACUGCCACCUAUCAAUGCCACCUAUCAGUGCUGACAGUGCCACCUAUCAGUGCC
Messenger RNA from Staurois parvus, 381 nucleotides. The record is from the annotation of a GenBank genome assembly. NCBI's taxonomy places the organism in Eukaryota, Metazoa, Chordata, Amphibia, Anura, Ranidae.